Molecule: messenger RNA, 1137 nt
Organism: Atta colombica
Lineage: Eukaryota; Metazoa; Arthropoda; Insecta; Hymenoptera; Formicidae
Product: aldose 1-epimerase-like
Exons: 8
Coding region: 1-1137 (378 amino acids)
Biological process (GO): glucose metabolic process; beta-D-galactose catabolic process via UDP-galactose, Leloir pathway
Molecular function (GO): aldose 1-epimerase activity; carbohydrate binding
Source: RefSeq, a predicted model, not a curated record
AUGAUUAAUAAGAAUCACUUAGAAAUCACCGUCAUUUCCUGGGGUGCGACAAUUGUUUCUUUAAAGUAUCCCGAUAAAUUUGGGUGUGUCGCGGAUGUUGUGCUUGGUUUCGAUAAUUUGGAGAGCUAUAUAAAUCCCAAGAUUAAUCCGUUUAUAGGAUGUAUCCUGGGCAGAUGCGCAAAUCGCAUAAGAGAUAGCAGUAUUGUCAUUAAAGGCACAACUUAUGAGUUAACGAAAAAUGAUUUCGGCAAGCAUCAUCUGCAUGGAGGUACAAAAGGCUUUGGUCGGCAGUUGUGGGAAUCGCAUAUUGAUGGAUGUUCAGUCGUCAUGACUUAUCUAAGUAAAGACGGUGAAGAGGGAUAUCCCGGUGCAGUAUUGAGUACAGUGAGAUUCAAAUUAAUGCCUGACAAUAUGCUGGAAAUAGGUAUCCGGGCAACAACGACAAAUUCCACUAUAGUGAACAUCUCGCACGGUUCUUUGUUCAACCUCGCUGGACAUGACGCUGGUAAAGAGGAAUUGAUGAAGCACAAGAUCUCGUUGAACUGUGACCGCUGGACCUUCGCGGAUUAUACGGAUCCAAUACCAACCGGCAGCAUCCGAGGGGUCGGAGGAACCAUCAUGGAUUUGCGUGUACCGAAAUUUCUGGAAAGCUGUAUCGAGAAGGUUCCUCCGGGAGAAGGAUACGAUCAUAACUUCUGCGUCACACCAAAUUGGCAUGGUGGUAAUGCAUACGUCGCUCAAGCGAUCCAUCCGAAAAGUGGUCGCGUUCUGGAGAUUUAUUCAAAUCAGCCUGGCGUACAGUUCUACACAGGUGGUCGUCUAUGUAAUACUUCUGAGACUGGAAAUAAUUCUGCUAGUGCAUAUAAUGAUAGCUCGAAUCAUGAAGAGGAAUACAAGGAAGAAAAGGCUGUUGAUGAGAUGGAACAAGAUGUGGCACCUGAAGGCGAAUUACAGAAAUUUAUUUCAGGAAAGCAAGGUGCUCGCUACGUGAAGCAUUGUGCUUUCAGUAUUCAACCGCAAAAUUAUCCAAAUGCUAUUAAUUAUUCGCAUUUUCCCUGUUCUAUUUUACGACCAGGAGAUGUCUAUUGUCAUGAUUUAAUUUAUAAAUUUGGCAUCCAAUUGGCCAAUUACAUGUGA